AUGACCCUAGUCUCAGACGACCCUAGUUAUUGGCCACUCAUCAACACUUGGCGUAUUUCCAGCUAUUUUUUGCCGUUGGUGUUGGAGUGGUAUAUGAUUGGGUAUUCCAGCCCUUACGUUCGGACAAGAGGUCGAACUGGUCUGGAGACAAUGUUGGUCCCUGAUGACCGUUCUCUAUCUGAGUGUACGUUAGUGCUACCGCGGUCCGGUCCAGAACCAUGGUUCGAACCGGACUUUUGGUCCGGUUGUCCGUGGUUCGGUCCACGGUUCUCGCAUCAGCCAGAACCGGACCGGAAGGCGGUUCUCGGUUCUACAUAUCCCCGAACCGUUCUAUUUUGGUUCGGCCUUCCCGAACCGUUCCGAACUGUUGUCAACUUCGACUUCGACUUCGACUUCGACAACAUUGGCCUCAACGUUAAUCAGGCAAUCUUUAGCAUUUUUGAAGACGCCUGUGCGCUUAACGCUGACGGCUCCCUCAAGGACGCCUCCGAUAUCACUUUCUUCAAUGACCCUGAUGACGAUGUACCGCUUCCCAAAGUCCCACCUUCCACCCAGCCAUCGACAUCAACUGCAUCUACAAGAGAUGCCUACUCCGUUCUACUCAAGGCUGGACAUACCCCAGCAACAGUCGCAGCUGGUUCUCGGCGGUCUGGCCGUCACUUAAAGCCCUCAGCUCGUAUGCGUGAUGCUGACAACGCCUGUGGGCUGUCUUCAAGUUCAGGCACGAGGAAACGUGCACUGUCAAGCGCUACAGACCAUCCGGCACCGAAGAAAGUCGCUAUGCGAUUUUUCUCGCCUCUUGACUCUGAGGACGAAGACGAAGACGAGAACGUCCAUCCAGGAGAAUCAUCCGCCGAUGAGCUGGUCCCUCAACCUGAUGUCGAAGACUUAGACGACACCGAUGACGCCAAGUCCGAGAAUGGGGUCACCACUCAGACGCUUUCAAAAAAUGAACGUACAGCAGAUGUUAGGACUAUAUUCACUCGCGGUCCUGAUGGGUGGGUGUGUACCCUGUGCAAGUAA
This is a messenger RNA of Suillus clintonianus, 1023 nucleotides long. RefSeq lists its product as uncharacterized. The record is from RefSeq and is a predicted model, not a curated record. Bases 1 to 1023 code for a protein of 340 amino acids. The transcript is spliced from 8 exons. NCBI's taxonomy places the organism in Eukaryota, Fungi, Basidiomycota, Agaricomycetes, Boletales, Suillaceae.